Molecule: messenger RNA, 1263 nt
Organism: Adineta steineri
Lineage: Eukaryota; Metazoa; Rotifera; Eurotatoria; Adinetida; Adinetidae
Source: the annotation of a GenBank genome assembly
AUGAAUAAUACUACAACAUCUCCACUUCAUAAUUAUGUGAAUAUUCCUAGUUUACGUAUACUUAUUGCAGUUAUUUGUAUUAUUCUCUAUCUCAUUGGUUAUACUGGUUGUAUACUAUCAAUUGUAACAUUUAGCUCAAAAAAACUUCGUCGUCAUUCCACUGGUUUUUUAUUUCUUAUUAUGGCAUUGGUUGAUAUAUUUAAUUUAUUUGCUAGUUUACAAUAUUUUCUUAAUGUUAUCUAUGGUAUAGAUGUAUUUACAUUAUCUAUACAUUGGUGUCGAUUCUUUACAAUUUGUAAUUAUGAACUUUAUUUUGGAUUUUCUUGGAUAUUUGCUUUUAUAUCUCUGGAUCGUUGGAUGAAAGUUGAAUGGCCAACAAAAAGCCAUUCAUUAUGUACAAGAAAAAGAUUUAUUAUUUUAUGUUUAAUAGCAUUAAUAUUAAGUCUUAUACAAAAUAUAAUUUACGUAUUCGCAUGUUUCGAUGAUAAAUGUCAACACAAAAGAGUAUUUUGUGACAUAUUUAUACAUAUUAUUUAUAUAACUAUUUAUAUGAUCGUACCAAUUGCAAUUAUUCUUAUAUCAAUUAGUCGUACAUGUUUAAUAACACUUCAUCUAAAAAAACGUUUUCGUACAUCAACGCCACGACAAAUACUUGCUGCUAAACCUUCAAAAUCUUCGAUAGUUACAAAUUUAAACUCAACAGCUAAUAGUAAUAUUAAUUCAACAGCAGUAACAAGUCGUGUAUCAACUUCAUUGAUGAGUCCGCCAUCGACGACAACGAUUGUUAAUAAUACAAAUCAUUAUCAAAAGCAAAGUAGUCAAAAUCAUUUACCAAAUUAUGCAGCGAGUGUGCGUCCACGACGUUCCGGUUUAGAUACUCAAAUGAUUAUAUUAAUAUCAAUUAAUGUUGCACCAUUUAUUAUUGUUCAUAUUAUUACUGAAAUCGCAUAUCUAUUUGAAAAAUAUUCAGCAUUUGUUAAACAAUCAAACGUAACACGAUUAUUGAUUGUAAUAAUUUAUCUUUCGUGGUAUUUAAUAUCAGCAACACGUUUUUAUACAAAUUGUCUUCUAUCACGAAUAUAUCGAGAAGAAUUUAAAAAUCGAUUAUUUAUGUUAAGAAAUGGUUGUAAACCACGAAUUAUUCUAGUUGGACAUGGACAAUCAUAUCAACAUUCAUCAAGAUAUUAUAAAAGAAAUAUAAUUAAUGGACCUGAAAAUACAUUCGUGCCAGCAUCUAAUUUAAAAUCAUUUAUUGAGACAUGA